Molecule: messenger RNA, 1854 nt
Organism: Panonychus citri (citrus red mite)
Lineage: Eukaryota; Metazoa; Arthropoda; Arachnida; Trombidiformes; Tetranychidae
Product: kinesin-like protein KIF3A
Exons: 12
Coding region: 99-1826 (575 amino acids)
Biological process (GO): microtubule-based movement
Molecular function (GO): microtubule motor activity; microtubule binding; ATP binding
Source: RefSeq, a predicted model, not a curated record
UUUUGAUUUUCUGGUUCAAUUUGACAAUUUUAAUCUUUAUUGUUUAUCAGUUUAUUUUGAUUCGAUUUCUCUUUUUGAUUAAUUAUCUUGGAUUGUUAAUGAUGAUUAAAGAACAAGGAGAAGAUAAUGUUAAGGUUGCUAUUCGAUGUCGACCUCUUUUAACAGAGUCCAAUGAGAAAUCAAUGAUAAUCCAGUUUGAUGAAAAUGGACAGACAAUAAUUGUUGGUACUCGAGAGUUUACCUUUGAUACACUUUUCCGCCCAGAAGCGACUCAAAUACAAGUCUUUACACAAUCAGCUAAAUUGAUUGUUGAUUCUGUCCUUCAGGGUUACAAUGGUACUGUUUUCGCUUAUGGUCAAACGGGAACCGGUAAAACCUACACUUCAUCCGGAAUAUUAUCUCAUAGUUUUGCUCAUAUUUUUAAUUUUAUCGCUUCAAGUGGUCGAGAUACUCAAUUCUUGGUUCGAGCUUCAUAUUAUGAGAUUUACAAUGAGGAAAUUAGAGAUCUAUUGAAUAAGAAUAACAAAACCUUAGAACUCAAGGAAUCAGCUCAGAGUGGUGUCUAUGUUAAAGAUUUAUCCUGUUUCGUGGUGAACAAUGUCAAUGAGCUUGAAAAAUUACUCGAAAAAGGUAACAAACAAAGAGCCAUCGCUUCAACAAACGUCAACAAGGAUUCGAGUCGUUCCCAUACUGUUUUUACAAUCGCAAUUGAGAUGAUCAAAACUGCUCCAUCGGAAGGUCGAGGUCCUGGUAAUCUACGCGUGGGUAAAUUAAAUCUAGUUGAUUUAGCUGGAUCAGAGCGGCAAAGUAAAACUGGAACUCAAGGUGAUCGCCUGAAAGAAGCUGCCAAAAUUAAUUUAUCGUUAACUUCAUUAUCGUUGGUAAUUGCUGCUCUAACAGAUCCGAAAGCAACUCACAUUCCUUACAGAAACUCCAAACUAACUCGACUUUUAUCUGAUUCUUUGGGUGGCAACUCGAAGACACUUUUAAUCGCUUGUAUUGGUCCUGAUAAAUCAAACAUCGAGGAAACAAUUAGUACCCUUAGAUUUGCAUCCACAGCGAAACAUAUUAAAAACAAAGCUCGAAUCAAUGAAGAUGCCAAAGAUACUUUACUUAGACGAUUCCAGGAACAAAUCAUUGAACUUAGGAAACAAUUAGAAGCCGCAGAAGCUGAAAACUCUGAGAAUACUAAUCAAAUUGAACACGAAAAUGUUAAUCCAGUGAUCGAUAAAAAAUCCUCUGGUAAUCCGGAAUUAUUAGAGAAAUUAAAAUGCCUCGAAGAGAAAGUUAUGGUUGGAGGUGAAAAUUUACUCGAAAAAGCUGAACUUCAGGAGAAAUUGCUGAUUGAAAGUGAAGCUGAAUUAGAAGCUAGAAAGAAAAAAGAAGACGAACUCAAAUUAGCUUUGGAAGCUAAACAAGCCGAGAUGAUACAAAUCGAGGAGUUUUAUGGAACCUUACAAGAAGAAGUUGUUGGAAUUAACAAGAAAUUAAAAAAGGUAUUUAAUUACUUAUGUUCGGCCAAAAGUGAACUAUCUGAUAUUCAAAGUGAAUACAGUAAAUUACGUGAAGAUUUGCUGGACACAAUCAGGGCAACUCACAAAGAGAUUAAAUUAGCUAAUUUAAUCAUGAAUCAAUUCAUUCCAGAAUCAUGUUUCGAAAUGAUUCAAGAAUCAGCUAAAUACAAUGAACUUGUUGGCGAGUGGCAAUUAAAGUGUAUUGCUUACACUGGAAACAAUAUGCAUGAUAAACCAUUUCAUCACGAGAAAAAGGAUAAUCAAUUGGAAGAUGAUUUUCUAUGUAAAGUUUAUCUCUCUUAUCGUAAAUAAAUCAACCUGAUUAACGGUGGAAAAAUAA